AUGUUCAUCAACUCUCUUCCAGUUGAUCCCCCUCAGCUAUUGGAAAAUUUCAAAGAGGAAACAUUGCAACCGGGACCAUCUGUAUUCCUGAAGUGUGUUGCAUCUGGUAACCCCACUCCUGACAUUCAUUGGGAACUUGAUGGCACUAAAGUUGCAUCUAGUGACAGGAUGCAAAUUGGCCAAUAUGUGAUGGCCAAUGGGGAAGUGGUUUCUCAUCUCAACAUAUCAGCCAUUCACACAAAUGAUGGUGGAUUGUAUCGAUGUGUGGCAACUUCAUCUGUUGGCAAAGCUGAGCAUGCAUCUCGUAUCAAUGUGUUUGGCAUGCCUUUUGUGCGAUCCAUGGAGAAGCGGAAGAUUGUAGCUGGUGAUAUGCUUAUUAUCCAUUGUCCUGCUGCUGGCUAUCCAAUUGACAGCAUCACAUGGGAAAGAGGGAGCCGGAUCUUGCCAAUCAAUCGUAGGCAGAAGGUGUUCCCAAAUGGCACUCUGAUCAUUGAGGAUGUGCAACGGACUGGGGAUCAAGGUAUAUACACUUGUGUGGCCAAGAAUGCUCAAGGAUAUUCAGCCAAGGGAGACCUUGAUAUUCAAGUCAUGGUUCCACCUGUGAUAGCCCAUUUUGAGUUUGAGGGUCCCUUGAAUGAGGGUGACGUGGGACAGCUAUCAUGUCUUGUUGCAAAGGGAGAUCCUCCCUUGCAUGUCACCUGGUCAUUCCAUGGCCUCCAACUGAACAACAAUUUGGGGAUUUCUAUGGUGAGGCUUGGUACCAGGACAAGUAUUUUGACCAUCGAUUCAGUUAGCUCCAAACACAGUGGGACGUACACUUGUACAGCCCGCAAUGCUGCUGGCACCGUCCAACAUUCUGCUGACCUCAUUGUGAAUGGUAACCUGUGCCAGGGAGAUAUCAGUUUAUCCUGUGGUGAUGGAAACAUUGCCACCUCCCUCUUUGUAGUGCCACCCACCAUUGUCCCGUUUACAUUCGGCCGAGAUGUCCUGAAUGCUGGAGAAAGCGCUCAGAUUACAUGCUUCGUGUCGAAAGGAGAUGAACCUCUUCAGAUUCGCUGGACAUUUUAUGGACAGGAGAUUUCAUCACACAUGGGAAUCUCGACCACUCGUGUUGGGAAACAAGCCAACUUGCUCAUGAUCAAUCAUGUAUCAGCUGGGCACAGUGGGAAUUACACAUGUACUGCCUACAAUGGCGUGGGAUCUGCAAACUACACUGCUGAAUUGAUUGUUAAUGUUCCUCCCAAGAUCGAGCCAUUCUCGUUUGCAGAAGGAACCUUAGAAUCUGGAAGCCCUGCUUCUCUUCAGUGCUUUGUAUCUCAAGGGGACUCCCCUUUGACUGUUCUUUGGACUUUUCAUGGGAAAGAUGUUUCCACCCAGCAAGGCAUUAGGACUUUUAAGGUCAAUUCACGUAUCAGUCUCUUGACUGUCGACUCCAUCAAUGAAUUUCACUCGGGCAAUUAUACAUGCACUGUCCGAAAUCCUGCUGGAGAGACCAACUUCACAGCUGCUUUAUAUGUUAAUGUUCCUCCCAAGAUCAGCCCCUUUGAAUUUGGGUCUACUGCCCUCAAUGCUGGAGAGACGACAUCCAUCACUUGCCUUGUUGGCUCUGGCGACCUACCCCUUCAAAUUUCAUGGACAUUUCAUGGCCAAAAUGUUUCCUCUCAGAUGGGCAUCUCCACUGUGAGAGUGGGUAGUCGUAUGUCUCUCCUUGUGGUUGAUCAUGUGGCAGCUGGGCAUAGUGGAAACUACUCCUGUUCUGCCAGAAAUUCAGCUGGCUCUGAUGACUUUACUACACACCUAUCUGUUAAUGUGCCACCAUCCAUAGAGCCCUUCUCUUUUGGAAACUCUGGAAUCCUUGACUAUGGACAUCCUGCAAGUCUUAAUUGCCUUGUUGGAAAGGGUGACUUACCCAUCUCCAUCAUUUGGACUUUCCAUGGGUCUGCUGUUUCUGCAAACAUGGGGGUUUCAACUACACGACUAGGAGGUCGAAUGAGUGUACUUAUGAUAGAGAGUGUAUCUGCUUCCCACAAGGGGAAUUACACAUGCAGUGCCAAGAAUCCUGCUGGGACAGCAAACUACACUACAACUCUGUCAGUCAAUGUCCCUCCAACGAUCAAACCCUUUGACUUUGGAGCUCCAGCACUGGAUGCAGGAGAGACAGCAUCUAUUCAGUGUCUUGUAGCUACUGGCGACCUACCACUUCAAAUUUCAUGGACCUUCCAUGGACAAAAUGUAUCUUCUCAAAUGGGCAUCUCCACUGUUAGAGUGGGUAGUCGUACAUCUCUCCUCAUGGUUGAUCAUGUAGCAGCUGGACACAGUGGAAACUACACAUGUUCAGCCAAGAACUCGGCUGGUUCAGACAACUACACAGCUCAUCUUGCUGUUAAUGCUCUACCAAAAAUUGAGCCUUUCACCUUUGGAGAUUUCGGUAUCCUGGACUCUGGUCAUCCUGCCAGCAUUCAGUGUCUUGUUUCUCGGGGUGAUCUUCCUAUUUCGAUUGUUUGGAGUUUCCAUGGGGCAACUGUAUCCCCAAACAUGGGAGUGUCAACCACUCGGCUUGGAAGUCAAAUGAGUGUACUUCUGAUCGAUAGUGUCUCUGCCUCUCAUAGGGGUAAUUACACAUGCAGCGCCAAGAAUCCUGCUGGAACUGCCAACUACACUGCUACUCUUUCUGUCAAUGUUCCUCCCUCCAUUGUCCCAUUCUCCUUUGGAGACUCUCCUCUGCAUUCUGGUGAACUGGCACAAGUCACUUGCAUUGUGAAGAAAGGUGACACUCCUUUGACAAUCACAUGGACCUUCCAUGGAAGAAACCUCUCAUCUCAAAUGGGAAUAUCCACCCAUCGAUUUGGUCAACAGAGUUCCAUCCUGACUAUUGAUCACAUUGCAGCAGGCCAUUCUGGGAAUUACACCUGCAUUGCUCGAAAUGCUGUGGGGGAGGAUAAGUUCACAGCUACUCUCUUAGUCAAUGUUCCUCCAUCAAUUGUUCCAUUCUCAUUUGGAGAAUAUGCCCUUCCUUCUGGAGAAUCUACACAAGUGCAAUGCUAUGUCAAAGGAGGUGAUACUCCAUUGACUAUCACAUGGACCUUCCAUGGAAGGAAUCUCUCAUCACAAAUGGGAAUUUCCACUCACCGAUUCGGGCAACGCAGUUCCCUUUUAACCAUUGAUCAUGUGGCAGCUGGACAUUCAGGGAAUUACACAUGCAUUGCUCGCAAUUCUGUUGGAGAAGAGAAAUAUACUGCCCAGCUUCUUGUCAAUGUGCCUCCUCGCAUCACCCCAUUUGCAUUUGGACCAAACCCAUUGCAAGAAGGACAGUUGGCUCAGAUUCAAUGCCUGGUAUCAGAAGGGGAUACUCCUCUGACAUUAUCAUGGACAUUUCAUGGCCAGAACUUAUCAUCUCCUUCAGAAAUGGGAAUUGCUACAUAUCGAUUAAGGCAGGAGAGUUCGAUUCUCACCAUCAACCGAGUGAUUGCCAGACAUGCUGGCACCUAUACAUGCACAGCUCAUAAUGCUGUGGCAUCUGACUCAUAUUCAGCAGUCCUUCGAGUCAAUGUACCACCUGUGAUCAAACCCUUUUCAUUUGGAGAUGAACCAUUGCAAGCUGGGAGCGUGGUGCAGGUUACCUGCUUUGUCAAUGAAGGGGACCUUCCCCUAAGCAUCACUUGGUUCUUCCAUGGGAAAGAUCUCUCCUCUCAAAUGGGGAUCUCUACCCUCAGAGUAGGGCAAAGAAGUUCUCUUCUCACAAUCGAACAUGUCAUCGCUGGUCAUGCUGGUAUAUACUCCUGCAAGGCCAAGAAUGCUGUUGGGGAAAUGACAUCCUCUGCUCCCCUCAAAGUUAAUGUUCCCCCAAGAUGGAUUGUGGAACCAAAGCAAAAGGCAUUAGCCCUUGGAAGUGAUGCUCAAAUUGAGUGCAAAGCUGAUGGGUUUCCCAAACCUCAAAUCUCAUGGAAAAAAGCAGCAGUUUCUGCUGUGGCUGGAGAUUACAGAGAGCUGAGGACUGAUGAUCCUAGUAUCAAGGUGGCAGAGGAUGGAACCCUCCACUUUCACAACAUUCAGAAGUCGAGUGAAGGAUACUACCUAUGUGAAGCAACCAAUGGCAUUGGAGCUGGACUCUCUGGUGUUACCUACAUCAAUGUACAAGCACCACCCCAAUUUGAGAUCCAGUUUCGUAAUCAGACCGCCAAGAGAGGAGAAUCUGCAACACUGUUCUGUGAAGCCAAAGGAGAAAAGCCCAUUGGGAUCCUUUGGAACUUCAACAACCAAAGGCUCAAUACCAAACAGAACCCUCGAUAUGCCAUUCGUGAAGAAGUGACAGCAAAUGGAGUGCGGUCAGAUCUCACCAUUAAGGAUACAAAAAGAGAAGAUUCAGGGACUUUUGCUUGUGUUGCUACUAAUGCAUUUGGAUCAGAUGAUACAACCAUCAACUUCAUUGUCCAAGAACGACCUGAAGUUCCAUAUGGCAUCAAAGUAAUUGAUAAAUCAAGCCGAACAGUCCAGCUUCAGUGGGUUGCUCCCUAUGAUGGGAACUCCCACAUAACAGGGUACAUCAUUGAAUACAAGAUCUCAGCAGACAUGUGGGAUGAGAACAAGGAGCGAGUGGUGAUCCCUGGUGAACAGAGUGUAGCUGGAGUAUUCAGCUUGCGCCCGGCCACAACAUAUAAUCUUCGAAUCAUGGCUGAAAAUGAAGUAGGAAUUAGUGAUCCCUCAGAUGUUGUCACCAUAAUAACAGCCGAAGAAGCCCCAAGUGCCCCUCCAAAGAUGGUGAAGGUAGAGGCACUGGACCAGCAUACAUUGCAAGUGGCGUGGCGCCCUCCACCUAGGGACCACUGGAAUGGAGAGAUUCUUGGCUAUUAUGUGGGGUACAAGCUUGCAUCAUCCGAUGAAAGAUUCCGCUUUGAAACUGUUGAGUUCUCCAAGGAGAUGUCCAAGGAACAUCAUCUGCAACUCUCUAAUCUCAAGAUGUUUACAGAAUAUGCUGCGGUGGUUCAAGCAUUCAACAAGAUUGAUUCAGGUCCUACAUCUGAGGAAGUGCGAGCCUUCACUGCAGAAGGUGCACCCACAGAACCUCCAGCCCAAGUCACCUGCACCUCACUCACAUCUCAAACAAUGAGAGUGGCUUGGAAGCCACCACCACAAUCAUCCAUCAAUGGUGUCAUCCAAGGCUAUAAGAUCAUCUUUGGCCACACAUCUACUUGGUAUGAUGAGAAGACAAAAGAAACCCAGGAAGCAAAGGAAACUGAGGUUAUCCUCCAGGAUCUCCAAAAAUACACAAACUACACCCUCCAGGUGUUAGCUUUCACUGGUGGAGGUGAUGGAGUUAAGUGUGAACCCAUUUCAUGUCACACUGAACAAGAUGUUCCCAGUGAACCAGCAAAUAUCAAGGCUCUGGUGACUAGUGAGAAUUCAAUCCUCAUUAGCUGGCUUCCUCCUGAGGAACCAAAUGGAGUUAUCACCCACUACACAGUAUAUAUCAAGGAGAAGAAGGGCAACAAAGAGAAAUUGAGGAAGGAGCGAGUUCCUGCUGAUGGAAAGCAAUUUGAGGUUGACAGUCUUUCCAAUAAAGCAUCUUUUGACUUCUGGGUCACUGCUUCAACAACUGUUGGUGAAGGGACUAGGUCUCCAACAACUACACUGACCCCAAACAUCAAAGUUCCUGCAAAGAUAUCUUCUUUUGAUGCCUCAUUCACUGCAACAGCCCAGGAAGACAUCACACUUCCAUGCCUCUCUGUGGGCAAGCCAACACCCACAGUUGAAUGGAGGAUCAAGGGAGCUCCUUUUGCCCCAACUGAGCGAAUCAGAGUCCUCCCCGAAGGUUCACUCCUCAUCAAGAGUGUGACAAGAGAUGAUGCUGGAGAAUACACAUGCUUUGUGGAGAAUCCCUACGGACAAGAUACUAUUAAGCACAGUCUUGCUGUGCUCGCUCCACCCCUCCCACCUCAACUCUCACUGUCUUCAGAUUCAACUGAUGGCAUCACAGUCUUAUUAAAGGCUCAGAGGGAUGACUCCAUGCCCAUCCAUGGAUUCCGGCUGCAUUUCAAACCUGAAUUUGGGAAAUGGGACUCAGUGCAGCUCAGCCAUGAUACUGUCACCUAUACAUUAGAGAAUCUCUGGUGUGGGGUCCGAUAUGAAAUUUAUGUUGAGGCUUUCAACAACAUUGGAAAGGGAAAGCCAUCUGAUAUUCUUAAAGCAAGGACCAAGGGACAGAAGCCAUCAGUGCCAGAUGCUGGCAAGUUCCUGGAAGUCUCAAGUACAAGUGUCACACUUCAUCUUGGUGCCUGGGAUGAUGGGGGCUGUCCAAUGCUCUACUUUGUUGUGGAAUAUAGGGCCAAACAUCAGCAAGAAUGGACCUUGGUUAGUCACAAUGUCCAACCUGGAGGAAACUUUGUGGUGCUGGACUUGUCCCCAGCCACUUGGUAUCUCCUUCGAGUCACAGCUUACAAUAAUGCUGGGCCAACAAAGGCUGAAUAUGAAUUUCCCACCCUUACUGCUGAAGGAGGGACUGUUGCCCCAGCACGGGAUUUGACCCCAAAGAGCGAGGACCCUAUAGACCUCCCAUUCUAUCUGAAUCUCACCAUCCUGGUGCCAUGCGGGGCGGCCAUACUCGUCAUUAUCAUUGCUGUUGCUGUCGUGUGCUUCAUUAAAGGAAAACAUGCACAAGAAAAAGAGAGCAUUGGAGGGCUGAGUCCACCACAAGUUGAUGAAACCACCAGGAGGGCUGGAUAUCCUGCCUGGCUUCCUGAUUGGGUUGAUCUCAAUAUUAUUGUCCCAGUUGGGGCCACCAUUAUUGUUGUCAUAGUUGGGAUCAGCGUCAUUUGUUUUGCAGUUGCUAAAAGGCAUCGAUUCCCACUCCAAUCCAGACUUCAAGAAGAGCCAAUGUAUGCAACAUCCAUGCCACCUGGAACCCUGGACAAGCGCCACAGUCAGUUCCGAGAUGAACUUGGCUACAUUGCUCCUCCCAACAGAAAAUUGCCACCCAUCCCUGGCAAUAACUAUAAUACUUGUGACCGCAUCAAGAGAGGUCGAGGAGCACAGAGUCCAAGUGGGACAUGGGAUCCCCGUCGACACUUCUAUGAAGAAGUCUCCUAUUAUGACAUGACCAGUAAGAAGCCUAUCCCGCCACCACACCACAAAGGAGAGAACCUCAACAGCGGCCCCCUUGAUGAGGACAUCUGCCCAUAUGCUACAUUCCACUUGCUUGGGUUCCGAGAGGAAAAUAUGGAUCAGCACGGGAAUCAUCACAUGUAUCCGCAUCCUCAUGGCGCUGCCACUAUUGGUCCCGGUGGACUCUCCUCCACUCCAGCCCAUGCAAGACAGGGAUCUCAGUCGAUGCCACGCCCAAGCUCUGAUGGACACUUCAUCCAGACCGCCAAUGGAACCAAGUUCAGCCCUGAGUAUGAUGACCCUGCUAACACAGACUAUGAGGAGCAUCCAUAUGAUGGAGGAUGUCAGGGACAGUGUCAUGGAACCGUUCGCAGAGCUCUGCCAGGAGGAGGCUAUGAGACACUGCCCCCUCCACCACCACCAAGGAACCCUGAAUUCAGCGGAGGACCUGAUGGCAACUUCCCCCCUCCUCCUUCUGACAAUACUCUAAACAAUGCUGGUGCACGUGGAGAACUGGCCAAGUCCACUGAGGAGAUGCGGAAACUCCUUGACAAUUGUAGGAGGGAGAGGAGCCCACCAACUCAUCGACCGAACGGACUCAUCCCCUUCGACACCAUGGCUGUGUGAUUGUCUUAUUGACUUCUUUUAGGUUCCUUCAUUUCAAUUUUUGUAUAUCUAUCUUGAGUGCCAUUGAGUUGUGGUCUUCUCAAUUCAAUUGCCAAUUCAGUAUAUUGUGAUCUGAGAAGGACCUUUUGAGCUUCCCCCUGAUUUUGGGAGGCACUCGUCAUCGACGCGGAGCCAAACACCUUGUGAUGUGGUGACAUUUUUGUCCUCUCUUCAUCCCUUUCUCUCCUUGAUGUCACAGUUUUGUACAUAUUGUAUACGAGGGUGAAGCACCCACUCAAAGAUCAGGCGGCAAACGAUCAUGUAUUCGGUCCUUCACGUGUUUGUUGCCAAAUAGGUCUUUCCCCCUCUUGAUGUCUGAAUGUUUCACAAUGUAGCUUGCAUUGAUGGUAGAUAUCGUGAUGAUUACGAUGAUGUUUAUCUUGUCACCUAAUCCAGUUGCGAAGCUAGUCAUUCCUCAAUGUUCCUCAUCUCUUGCUCCUGUUUUCCUUCAUACCCGUCAUGAAUUGUGUUCAACAUUGAACUCUGCAGUGGAAUGCUGCUCCUCUUCAUGAUCAUCCUGUAUUUUAUCAUGCUCAAAUAUUGCUCUUGCUUGCUCCGAUUCUGGUGCUUCCCAAGGAUUCAUAUUCUACCCUCCUCCCUUUCUAGCGCUCUCUUUAGCUCUUGUAUUAGCUUUUUUCCUCUGUAGCAGCAUACUCCACUCUUGAGGAAUCUCAGACAUUCUUUCAGUCCCAUGACGCCAACAAUAAAAAUCUGUGAAAAUUA
Darwinula stevensoni is the source of this 8487-nucleotide messenger RNA. NCBI's taxonomy places the organism in Eukaryota, Metazoa, Arthropoda, Ostracoda, Podocopida, Darwinulidae. The record is from the annotation of a GenBank genome assembly.